AUGACGCUCGUCGAGUUCCUCGCUAACAAGCACAACCUACACGCCAGCAAGCACAAGCUCAUCACGGACUUUGCAAAGACGUUCGAGGAGGGAGUCGACAUUGGUGUGCAUCUUCGCAUCUAUGCUGCCCAGCUCGAGGCCAUUCAAGGGGCUGAGGGCGGUCGGUCUGUCGGCAAACAAAUCUUGAAACUCGUUGGCCUCUUCACCCUCACUGCUUUCAGCAAUGCGGGAGGUGGCGACGAGCGCGUGUUGUGGACGGCUGUCGCGCAUAUGCAGCGCACGGAGCCGAGUAUCGCGAACGUGGCGUAUAGCGGCGACGUUGACGCGAUUAAGAAGGAGGUCCGAAUCGCUAGAGUGAAUGCGCACCUAGACAUUAUCCUUGACCCCGACACCCUUCCUUUCGUAUUUUUGAGGUCGUGCCGCUACAUGGAGGACGCCUCACGGCCCCGCUUCACGCUUCUUGCCCAAAGUCUUAGCUCCAUGCACUUCGACUGGGGGGCAUUGAGUUAUGUUAUUCCGGAUCUAUUCAUUGACACAAUGGAAUACGCCUUCGUCUUUCACGUUGCGGCAGGCCUGGCUGGCGUUCCCGUAGGAGCCUACGUGCGCUAUCCGACAACCAGCAUGGAUAUGCUCGCUCGCGUCCAGGGCCGCCAGGAAAGCGUCACCAACUCUGACGCCAUCGCUAGUUCAGCGCCGUCAAACUCUUGUACGUCUAUUUCGCUUUGGUCUCAACGCGCCGCGCUCAAGUAUGAAUCACAGCUACUACCGCGUGUCCAUGUGGCUAUACUCGCGGGCGCUCCGUCGCGCCUCGUUUUUCAUGGCCAACUCUACUCGGAUAAAGAACCAUAUCGACAACAUCCUGAAGCUUGA
Peniophora sp. CBMAI 1063 is the source of this 870-nucleotide messenger RNA. NCBI's taxonomy places the organism in Eukaryota, Fungi, Basidiomycota, Agaricomycetes, Russulales, Peniophoraceae. The record is from the annotation of a GenBank genome assembly.